Messenger RNA from Rosa rugosa (rugosa rose), 2890 nucleotides. RefSeq names its product receptor-like serine/threonine-protein kinase SD1-8. NCBI's taxonomy places the organism in Eukaryota, Viridiplantae, Streptophyta, Magnoliopsida, Rosales, Rosaceae. The record is from RefSeq and is a predicted model, not a curated record. The transcript has 10 exons. The coding region runs from base 232 to 2538 and encodes 768 amino acids. Gene Ontology annotation, biological process: protein phosphorylation. Gene Ontology annotation, molecular function: protein serine/threonine kinase activity; ATP binding.
UAUAUGCAUGUGUGCCACUUGGGUGUGCUGGACAUUGGAAACCCAGUGGCAUACCAGUGGCAGACACCAAUUUCCCUGCUCAAGAGGCAAAGCUGUUGGAAGGUCUCUCUAUGUGAUUCUGGGAUUUCAUGGAGGAGGAAGCUAUAGAUCACUGGACUGUCCAGCAAUGGUUUUGUAUUGUCAUUACCAUUACUGCAAACAUGGAGAUAGAUUGAAGAUGGUUUUCAAGCUAUGAUCUCCACAUCUGGGUUCUUUUGGAAAGCAAAAGCUGGUAGGAUUUUUGAGCUUGGCUUCUUCAGUGAUGACUUUUCAGGCAAUUAUUAUAUUGGCAUUUGGUUCAAAGCCGAUAAGAACAAGGUUGUCUGGGUUGGUAACCGCGAAAUUCCCAUAUCAGAUUCCUCAGGUAUUCUUCAAAUACGAUCUGGGAAUCUGGUUUUCAUGGACAGACGUCAAGUUCCUUGGCUACUCAAUUCUGAAAAUGUUGCCACGGCCAUAAACACAACUGCAACACUUCUUGAUUCAGGAAAUUUUGUCCUUAAAGAAGAAUAUACAGGUACUGUUCUAUGGCAAAGUUUUGAUAAUCCAACUGAUACUUAUCUUCCUGGGAUGAAACUUGGUUGGUCGGCACUAAACACUAACCAACCAAGCUUUCACCUUUUUGUUUCUUGGGUAAGCCCCCAAAGCCCUACUCGUGGCCUUUUCACCUUAACCAUGGAUAGGAUCAACUUUACAAAGAUUCAGGUUUGGCGAGGAGAUAAAGUUCGAAUGGAUAUUGGGUUUUGGGAUGGACAUAACCUGCGGUUUAUUUUUGACAACUCAACAAGUGGAAAUGACUACAAUUUUAGUCACCAUUCCACUGCAGAUGAAGCCUACUUUAAUUUUAGUGGCAAUAAGAAUUAUGACAUUGUGUGGUUUGUGAUGGCUUCCACGGGAAAACUAGAUCAGUAUUUUAUGGUGGAUGGGAAGAUUUCUUCCGUGAGUCAUGCCCUGUGUGAAAAUUCAACUGGGAGGUGCUUGACUUCCCUACCAUCUAUGUGUGAGGAUGGUGAAAGCUUUUCACAGGUUAAGGGAUCACUGCCAUCUAUGUUUAACAUUGGUGCCAUUAAUACGGGGCCUAGUGGUUGUGAAACUCUGUGCGAGAGCAAUUGUUCUUGCACUGCAUUUGCUUCACUUCAGAAUGAUAAAGAAUGCCAACUUUAUUAUGGGAGUAAGCAGGAUUUAUUGAAGACCAUAGUAAAAGGGCCAGGGAUUAUUUACAUCCGCGGUACUGCUGCUACAAAUGGUGGUAAGAAGUGGAAACUCGGGUUAGCUCUCACAGUUUCUUUGGCUACCCUCUUGGUUCUUAUCCCUUUUUCCUUAUGCUGCUAUCUGCGUUGGAGAAAGGGACACAAAGAAGACUCAGUAACAGAAGGCAUUAUCAAUUUGGACCAAGAGAGUUUAUUCCAAAGGGCGACUAAUGUGUCACCAGUUCAGCAGAAUGCAGUUAGAGGUGCAAGUAACAUCGAGUUAGGCAGGCAGAAGGAUCAAGAUCUGCCCUUGUUUAGUAUUUCUACAAUACAGACUGCAACAAAUUACUUUGCUGAGUCAAAUAAACUAGGGGAAGGUGGAUUUGGGCCUGUCUAUAAGGGUAAGCUCCUAGUAGAAGGACAAGAAAUUGCAGUGAAAAGACUGUCCAAAAUUUCCCGCCAAGGGUCAGGGGAAUUCAAAAAUGAAGUCUCAGUGAUUUGUAAGCUCCAACACAGGAACUUGGUUAGGCUUUUGGGAUGCUGCAUUGAAGCAGAAGAAAGUAUACUAAUUUACGAAUACAUGCCCAACAAAAGCCUGGACUUUUUCAUUUUUGAUUCAACCAAACGGUUACUUUUGGAUUGGGGAAAGCGUGUGAACAUUGUGGAAGGGAUUGCUCAAGGCCUUCUAUAUCUUCACAAAUACUCCCGAUUAAGGAUCAUUCACCGUGAUUUAAAGUCCAGUAAUAUCCUGUUGGACAGUGACAUGAACCCAAAGAUUUCUGAUUUUGGCAUGGCAAGGAUUUUCGGGGACAAUGACACUAGAGGCAAAACAAACCGGGUUGUUGGUACAUUUGGUUACAUGUCACCGGAGUAUGCCAUGGACGGCCUCUUUUCUGAAAAAUCCGAUGUGUUUAGCUUUGGGGUGAUCGUAUUAGAGAUUAUUACUGGCAAGAAGAAUAUUGCCUUCUUUGAAGCUGAUCAUUCUCUGAACUUACUGGGCAAAGCUUGGACUUUGUGGAAAGAAGGUAAUGGCAUGGAGUUGAUGGAUUCGACACUGCGUGCUUCUUGUUCGAGCAGUGAAGUUAUGAGAUACAUACAGAUGGGUCUUCUGUGCGUGCAAGAAAGAUCUAUUGAUCGACCAAACAUGUCUGAUGUAGUUUCUCUGCUAAGCAAUCAGUCAUUUGCUCUGCCUUUUCCUAAAGAACCUGCAUUUUUGUGUCAGCAAAUUUCGACUGAUGCAGAUUCAUCUUCAAGUAGGCAAAGACGUUACUCUCAGAAUGAUCUAACCAUUUCACAAGUGCAUGGCAGGUAGCAAAAAUUGAACUUCACCGGGCGCUUUGCAGUUAAUAAUAUUGCUAUCACUGUAGAAUAUAUGUUUUACUUGUAUAGAAGUUGUAACUAAUACGAAAGAAAAUGCACCUGUAACAAUAAUCAAACCAUCAAAGUUUUUGUACACAUUAUUUAGUAGCAACAUUUCUCGAGGGUGAUGUUUACAAGUGUGACACGUGUGCCGAGUUACAUUUUGAAUACUUAGCAUAAAACGAUCGCAGAGGAACAGCCCGACUACGAACCCAGGAAGAGCUUUUGCUAAACUCUCUGUUUCGGUUUAAGCGCUUUUGCUUUCUGCAUAAGCAGUUAAAGAUGCUGUCUUUGACUUUGGUAUC